Molecule: messenger RNA, 1569 nt
Organism: Closterium sp. Naga37s-1
Lineage: Eukaryota; Viridiplantae; Streptophyta; Zygnematophyceae; Desmidiales; Closteriaceae
Source: the annotation of a GenBank genome assembly
AUGGAGGUGCGCUUUGAGUCGACUCACAAGUCACGUGAGGCAGAGCGACAAGGGCACCGAGGUGGAGAGGUGCGUGAGGCUCAAUACGACACAGAGAUGGAGGUGCGCUUUGAGUCGACUCACAAGUCACGUGAGGCAAGGCGACAAGGGCACCGAGAUGGAGAGGUGCGUGAGGCUCAAUACGACACAGAGAUGGAGGUGCGCUUUGAGUCGACUCACAAGUCACGUGAGGCAAGGCGACAAGGGCACCGAGAUGGAGAGGUGCGUGAGGCUCAAUACGACACAGAGAUGGAGGUGCGCUUUGAGUCGACUCACAAGUCACGUGAGGCAAGGCGACAAGGGCACCGAGAUGGAGAGGUGCGUUGGGCUCAAUACGACACAGAGAUGGAGGUGCGCUUUGAGUCGACUCACAAGUCGCGUGAGGCAAGGCGACAAGGGCACCGAGAUGGAGAGGUGCGUGGGGCUCAAUACGACACAGAGAUGGAGGUGCGCUUUGAGUCGACUCACAAGUCGCGUGAGGCAGAGCGACAAGGGCACCGAGAUGGAGAGGUGCGUGGGGCUCAAUACGACACAGAGAUGGAGGUGCGCUUUGAGUCGACUCACAAGUCGCGUGAGGCAGAGCGACAAGGGCACCGAGAUGGAGAGGUGCGUGGGGCUCAAUACGACACAGAGAUGGAGGUGCGCUUUGAGUCGACUCACAAGUCGCACGGAGAGGUGCGUGGGGCUCAGUACCACAAAGAGAUGGAGGUGCGUUUUGAGUCGACUCACAAGUCACGUGAGGCAGAGCGACAAGGGCACUGCGACGGAGAGGUGCGUGGGGCUCACUACGACACAGAGAUGGAGGUGCGUUUUGAGUCGACUCACAAGUCACGUGAGGCAGAGCGACAAGGGCACUGCGACGGAGAGGUGCGUGGGGCUCACUACGACACAGAGAUGGAGGUGCGUUUUGAGUCGACUCACAAGUCACGUGAGGCAGAGCGACAAGGGCACUGCGACGGAGAGGUGCGUGGGGCUCACUACGACACAGAGAUGGAGGUGCGUUUUGAGUCGACUCACAAGUCACGUGAGGCAGAGCGACAAGGGCACUGCGACGGAGAGGUGCGUGGGGCUCACUACGACACAGAGAUGGAGGUGCGUUUUGAGUCGACUCACAAGUCACGUGAGGCAGAGCGACAAGGGCACUGCGACGGAGAGGUGCGUGGGGCUCACUACGACACAGAGAUGGAGGUGCGUUUUGAGUCGACUCACAAGUCACGUGAGGCAGAGCGACAAGGGCACUGCGAUGGAGAGGUGCGUGGGGCUCACUACGACACAGAGAUGGAGGUGCGUUUUGAGUCGACUCACAAGUCACGUGAGGCAGAGCGACAAGGGCACUGCGACGGAGAGGUGCGUGGGGCUCACUACGACACAGAGAUGGAGGUGCGUUUUGAGUCGACUCACAAGUCACGUGAGGCAGAGCGACAAGGGCACUGCGACGGAGAGGUGCGUGGGGCUCACUACGACACAGAGAUGGAGGUGCGUUUUGAGUCGACUCACAAGUCACGUGAGGCAGAGCGACAAGGGCACUGA